Gallus gallus (chicken) is the source of this 1238-nucleotide messenger RNA. It is a transcript of the gene MOS, whose product is annotated as v-mos Moloney murine sarcoma viral oncogene homolog. NCBI's taxonomy places the organism in Eukaryota, Metazoa, Chordata, Aves, Galliformes, Phasianidae. Gene Ontology annotation, molecular function: ATP binding; protein kinase activity. The transcript has a single exon. The record is from RefSeq and is marked validated. Gene Ontology annotation, biological process: protein phosphorylation. Bases 49 to 1098 code for a protein of 349 amino acids.
GGAAGCCUUCCAGUCUCUUGUCCUAGUAACUGUUUCUGGCAUCUUAUUAUGCCAUCACCUAUUCCUUUUAAUAGCUUUCUUCCUUUGGAGCUCUCCCCAUCUGCAGACUUGAGACCUUGCAGCAGCCCUGUAGUUAUCCCUGGCAAAGAUGGAAAAGCCUUCCUAGGAGGGACCCCUUCACCCAGGACACGCCGCCUGCCCCCACGCUUGGCCUGGUGCUCCAUCGACUGGGAUCGGCUCUGCCUCCUGCAGCCCCUGGGCUCUGGGGGCUUUGGGGCUGUCUACAAGGCCACCUACCACGGUGUGACUGUGGCUGUGAAGCAGGUGAAGAAGAGCAGCAAAAACCGGCUGGCGUCCCGACAGAGCUUCUGGGCUGAGCUGAACGUAGCCCGACUGCAGCAUGAUAAUGUGGUGCGUGUGGUGGCUGCUAGCACGUGUGCCCCUGCCAGCCAGAACAGCCUGGGCACCAUCAUCAUGGAGUAUGUUGGCAAUGUCACCCUGCACCAUGUCAUCUACGGCACUAGAGAUGCGUGGAGGCAGGGCGAGGAGGAGGAAGGAGGAUGUGGGAGGAAGGCUCUGAGCAUGGCGGAGGCUGUGUGCUACUCGUGUGACAUCGUGACUGGCUUAGCCUUCCUUCACUCGCAGGGCAUCGUGCACCUCGACCUGAAGCCUGCCAAUAUCCUCAUCACUGAGCACGGAGCGUGCAAGAUCGGAGACUUCGGCUGCUCCCAGAGACUGGAGGAGGGCUUGUCCCAGAGCCACCAUGUUUGCCAGCAAGGGGGCACGUACACCCACCGCGCUCCUGAGCUCCUCAAGGGCGAGAGGGUCACUGCCAAAGCAGACAUCUACUCCUUUGCCAUCACCCUCUGGCAGAUCGUCAUGCGGGAGCAGCCCUACCUGGGCGAGCGGCAGUACGUGCUCUAUGCUGUGGUAGCCUACAACUUGCGCCCUCCUCUGGCGGCCGCCAUCUUCCACGAGUCACCGGUGGGCCAAAGGCUUCGGAGCAUCAUCAGCUGCUGCUGGAAGGCUGACGUAGAGGAGCGCCUCAGCGCGGCCCAGCUGCUCCCCAGCCUCAGGGCCCUGAAGGAGAACCUCUAGGGGAGCUCAAGGUUACUCUCAACUCUUUCCCUCCACUUUUCCUUCAAAAAUAAUGUCUGUAGCCUCUUUGGCUUUCAUAUUUUUUUAUAUUAAAAAAAAAAGGUGUUUUGUUAUAAGAAAAUAAAUAAAGACAUUGAACA